Messenger RNA from Aphanomyces invadans, 1869 nucleotides. RefSeq lists its product as hypothetical. NCBI's taxonomy places the organism in Eukaryota, Oomycota, Saprolegniomycetes, Saprolegniales, Verrucalvaceae. Bases 71 to 1795 code for a protein of 574 amino acids. The record is from RefSeq and is a predicted model, not a curated record. Gene Ontology annotation, molecular function: protein binding. The transcript is spliced from 7 exons.
CGCACCUGUGAAAACUCGUCAAUCGGUCGACGACGACGGCAGACAGGGGCGGCGAUAAGCACCAGCAUCGAUGGAGAGUGUCGACGACGCGCUCAAGUUCCUCGCCAAGCAGUUCGAGAGCGCAGAUGCGGCACGCGUACAGUGGCUCGACGAGAAAAAGCAGUUCCAGUCGCAGCUUCAGGAACUCCAGGCACAAACGAAGAUCCAGGACGAUUACGCCAAGGAACUCGUGCUCCAAGUCAAGAUGCUCGAGUUCGCACUGCAGCAGGAGCGAGGACGGUAUGUUGCGUCGAUGGUUGUGCCCAAAGACAAGGCUAUCACCCGUAUUGAGCGUGCGAACACGCCGACGUCUCCCUUCAACAGUCCUCGCAGUGGCAGCGGCAAGGAGCAGACCGUCUUUCGCAAAGACAGCUCCAGCGUGUUUUCAAGCAGUCCAAACGUCACGUCGAAGCACUUGGACGUGAAAGGCGACUCAGAGGUGUCGAGGGGAGGAGCCAGUGUCAACGGGAGCAUGGAGAUAUCGCGCAACGAUGUGUCCGUGACGAGGAGUAAGGAGGGCGAGACGCUCAUCUCGCGGUCGCGAGUCAAUUCCAAAGCUGAUAAACUGACACCGCCGCCACCAUUAACAUCCGCCGCUGUUGCUUCGUCGGCCACACCUGCUGCCGCUCCUUUGCCCGCGGCAGGAACCCCAAGGGGUCCACCACCUGUCGAGGUCACAACCAAAGUGAACGGCAACUUUCGCGCGUGCAAGAUGAAGUUGAAACUCAGUGGACACCUCGAUGGCGUCCGCGCGAUCUGCUUCCAUCCGUCGGACCCGUUGCUCGUGUCUGGGAGUGAAGAUUGCACGGUUAAGAUUUGGAAUCUCGGGUCCAAGAACACAGAGGUCGAACCAGUGGCGACGUUGCGAAUGCACAUGGACAGCGUGCUGGCAGUGGCCGCGAUCAAGCCCGAGCAUUCGAGUGGCCUGGGGUUUCGCAACGGACUCAUUGCGACCGGCAGCAAGGACGGCACCAUUGGGCUGCUUGCAUUCCCUGAAGCGUCAGACAAGCCGAUGGAGCCGCUUGCUUACGACGAUUAUUACAAGUUUCUUGUGCAUCGAAUGGAAUCCCAUCACGACGCGAUUUGGAGCUUACACGCGCACCCGUACACAAAUCUGUUGUUCUCUGCCAGCGCCGACGCUUGUGUCCGUGUGUGGGGAAUCGCUGCAGAACCGACGCUCAAGUGUACGCUGGGAGCGUCCGUGCGACAACACCCGUCUGGCAUCGGACACAACCUCGACGGCAUCCUCGUGCCCACCUGCGUGUCGGCCGUGCCAACCAAUGCCGCGACAGUGAUCGCAGGCUAUACGUCUUGCACAAUCGGUCAAUACGACAUCAGCUCGGAACGGUUGAUUCAGCUGAUGGUGCCUCCAGAAAGCGACGUGCGAAUAACAGCGUUCCGGGAAGCCCAAGUCAACUGCAUGGUGGCACACCCGACGAUGCCUUUGGUGGUCGCGGCGCACCAAGAUCGCCGCAUUCGCUUUUAUGAUCUCCGCGCAGGUCAAUGCAUUGCCUCGGUGGUAGCUCAUCAGGAUGCUGUCUCGUCGCUCGCGCUGGAUUCGUCGGGGCUGUAUGUGGCGUCUGGCGGGCACGACGGAUCGCUACGGUUCUGGAGCGUGGCAGAACGCACGUGCGUACAUGAACAGUCGGCACAUCGGCCAAAGUAUGCCGAAGCGGUACACAGCGUCGCCUACCACGCCACGCGGGGAUUCGUUGCCACGGGUGGCGCCGACAGCGUCAUUAAAGUAUUCCAAUAAGGACAGCACAGUUGUCGUUUGCGUGAGUUGUCGAGCCCGACAUGCCGGCGCCGCCACCUUCGUCGCGCGUCCUA